AUGAAUAUUAUAGUAUUAAAUAUUAAUAAUACAAUUAAUAUUAUAUUUAAAUAUAAAUAUGAUUUUUUUAUUAAAUUAUAUUUAAAUAAUUAUAUUAAAUUUUAUAAAUUAAUAAUUUAUAUUAUAAAAUAUUAUUAUAUAUAUCAUAUUUAUAAAUAUAAAUCUACUAAAAAUAGAAGUAUUAUAAAUUUUAGUAAGAAAAAAAUAAGAUUACAAAAAGGAUUAGGUAAAUCUAGAUUAAGAAAUAUAUCAUCAUCAAUAUGUAAACAAGGUUAUUGUGUAUUUGGUCCUUAUUAUAAAAAGAAUUAUAUAUUAUGUAAUAAAUUUAUAUAUAAAUUAAUUUUUUUAUAUUUAUUAUUAAAUAAACGUAGUAAUAUUAUAAUUAUUAAAUUUGAAGAUAUUUUAAAUUUAUUAAAUAUUAUUUAUAAUAAUAAUAAAUUAUUAUUUAAUAUUUAUUUUUUAAUAUAUAAAUUUUUAUAUUUUAAAGGGAUUUUAUUAGAUAAAAAAUAUAAAUUAUUAAUUUUUAAUAAAGUUUAUAAUAAGUAUAUUUAUUUAAAUUUAAUAAUAUAUAAUUAUAUUAUAUUAAUUAUUUAA
Messenger RNA from Plasmodium malariae, 594 nucleotides. Lineage: Eukaryota; Apicomplexa; Aconoidasida; Haemosporida; Plasmodiidae. The record is from the annotation of a RefSeq genome assembly.